Cuscuta epithymum is the source of this 2357-nucleotide messenger RNA. The record is from the annotation of a GenBank genome assembly. NCBI's taxonomy places the organism in Eukaryota, Viridiplantae, Streptophyta, Magnoliopsida, Solanales, Convolvulaceae.
GGAUAACAUAUAUUCUUCAGGCUUCAGGUGGUGUGGUGGGAAUUCGCUGAAGUGAAACCUGCAAAAGGAGAUUCUUAUCGUAAUAUUGAAAAAGGGCUUACGAGCCGAUAGAGUUGAACAUCAAGAACAAUGUUGCUCCAAUCCGUCACAACCACAACAGCAGCGCCGGUUCACCACCACUGUCUCCGCCGUCUCUCAUGCUCAGUGGAUAUCUCCCACUUGCUUUCAUCCCCUCCUGGGUUCUCAACAUCGAUUCUUCUUUACUCACCGAAGAGCCCUGCGGUCUCAUGUUCCUCAAAAUCGAAUGCCAGCACCGUGGACUAUGAGAAGAGGCCGAAACUCGGUUGGUACAAAAUCUACAAGCGCAUAUGCAUUGCUGGAUGCUCGGAAGCAACCAGCGCUGAUGCAGUGCUAGAACAGUAUGAGAAUGAGGGUGCGAAGAUUUCAGUACCGGAUCUUUUGCUUGUAAUUAAGGAACUCCGCAAAUUCAAGCGAUACAAGCUUGCCCUCCAGGCAUAUGAGUGGAUGAUGGAAAGAAAGGAUACAUAUCAUGUAACUACAAAAGACACUGCAGUUCAUUUAAAUUUAAUAUACCAAGUGAAAGGAAUCUCAGACGCCGAAGACUACUUCAUGAAUUUGCCAAAAGAUAUGAAGGACAACCUAGUGUAUGCCUCACUCUUGAAUGCCUAUGUCCAAUCAGAAAUGAGGGGAAAAGCGGAAUCUUUAUUUGAUGAGAUGAAAAUCCGAAAUUUUGCCAGUACAUCUCACCCAUAUAAUGUGAUGAUGACCCUUUACAUGAAACUCAAGGUUAAUGACCAGGUGGAGCGUAUAAUAUCAGAAAUGGAUUCGAAAAAUAUUUUAGACAUGUCUUCUUAUAAUAUAUGGUUGACGUUCCUUGGAUACCAAGGAUCUGUGGAGAAGAUGGAAGCAGCAUUUGAGAAAAUGAAAAUGGACCCUCGUGUUAUUAUACACUGGAGCACAUUCAGCAUAAUGGCUUCAAUGUACAUUCAGAUGGGUGAGAUGGAAAAAGGCGAAGAUUUUGUGAGACAGAUGGAGAAUAGAAUCAAUGUUAAGGAGCGGACCCAUUAUCAUUACCUCGUGAGUCUGUAUGCUAGAGUUGGUCACAAGGAAGAGGUAUACCGCGUCUGGAAUGUGUACAAGGGAAACUUUCGCCGCAUCCCAAACACGGGUUACCAUGCACUAAUCUCUUCUCUUUUAAGAUUAGAUGAUAUCAAAGGUGCCGAAAACGCAUUCGAUGAGUGGAUGUCAGAAAUCACGCGUUAUGAUCCCAGAAUACCGAAUCUUCUCCUGAGUUGGUAUUUGAGGAACGGGCUAUUGGAUAAGGUUGAAAGUUUUUUUGCACAAAUUGUCGAUGCGGGAAAACAGCCCAACUCAUCGACAUGGGAAAUCAUUGCACAAUUGCAUAUCAGGAGGGGGAGAGUUUCAGAAGCAUUGUCUUGCUUGAGAAAUUCUCUUUCGGCUGAAGUUUAUGGAAACUGGACACCCAGGCAUCCUACGAUAUCUUCUUUUAUGCAGCUUUGUGAGCAACAUGAUGAUGUCAAAAGCAAAGAGGAAUUGAUUGAGAUGUUGAGUGAAGCGGGGCGUUUUGAUCGCGAGGCCUACAUGUCUUAUAUCUCCGUACAAAGCACUAUGGAAAGUGAGAAGAAGGAUGGGGAUGAAAUGACUGAUGUCCUACUCAAUGAAUUACAUGGAAGCUUACAAUAACUUCCACAUAUACUUAUAUAAAGCCUAAAUCUUUUUUUAUUUGGGUUCUGGGCCUGCGCCAUAGCGGUCCGACUUUCCAAAAAGGCGAGGAUUUCGUUGCUAAAACAGCGCUUGCAUGACGCCUGGACGACGCCAUUCACGACUUCGACUACUCUUUGUCUGGCAAGGCGAGUGAAGCUGGCGAGCAGUCCCUAGCGCCAGGAUGCCUAGUGGGCGACCAGGCGACGCCCUGACAAGCAUGUACUGCACUCAGAUUUUUUACAUUCUAUUUCUAAAUGGACUCUAUAUGUUUUCCAGUCAACAUGUUGAACCAUGUAAAUGAAGUCCGUGUUCAUAUUGACACCUUCUUAGCAAUAAACGGAAUUUCAAGAUUUGGAAUUUCAUGUUGUCAAUGUAUUAGGUCUCAUCCAGGUAAGGUGAAAGGUAAGUUUUGUUCUUCACCAAGAGAAUUACAUAAAUAAGCUUUUACCCUUAAAGCUCACUGUACACGCAGAUCUAUGGGAAAAAUGUAGAAAACCUUAAAAAUAGCUCGUUAUUGGUGAACAUUCCUGUCACACUUACUUUAUAAUGGGCAUUUUGUAUCGUAGCAAUCAUAUUGUGCUUCGUUACAUGAAGAUUCAACUAUGCUAUAG